GAGCUAUGUUCGAGAAGAAGUAAGGAGAGCUGACCGAGAAAAAAGAAUAGCAGAGGCAGAAGGCGGGAAGAUUACAAUCAGGCGGGUGAAGGAGAAAUUGAUAGAGGAUGCGCUGGUUUUCUAAGAAAUGGUGAAGAAAAUGGAAUUGAUGCAGAAGUUUGUUGAAGAAGACUCAUGCAACAUUUUAAAGUGACAUAGGCCCUGAUUCUCGAGUUUUGGUGGAAAAAGCAGGAAACAGGUUAUUCAAAAGAAACCGUCUCUGUCAAGCGACUUGUCAGAUAAACUGCAGUAGUUGCGCAGGAGUUCACUCAAUCUGGGUUCUACAUGGCAGGGAAAGAAGACUACUAUUAGGGUCUGCUGGAAACACAUGUUUAUUUACAGUCAAUGUAACAAGAACUGUCAGAUCUCAUCUCGGCUGUCGACCUGUGAGUCCCGGAUGCUCGGGAUUCUAGAAUAUAUGUCCUUCUUAGUCUUGGAAUAGGUUUCGGAAAAGCAGGGAAUAUACGAUUACCAAUUGGAUCAAGAAAAGGAUAGUGAAGACUUAUAUAUUCAAGUCAAAAAGUGAGUGUCUCCAGAUUCAUCCAGUACCCUUUUCCAGUUCUCUUCUCUUUUCUUCAUCUACUAGGAUUAAGCAGCAAAAUUCUGAGGAGCAACAACCCUAACCAAGCCAGGCAGAGAUGGAAACCCCUAAGGAGAUUUUCUUGAAGGAUUACAAGAAGCCUGAUUACUACUUCGAUACAGUUGAUCUGACGUUUUCUUUGGGUGAGGAGCACACAAUCGUUUCUUCAAACAUAACUGUUUACCCAAGAACUGAAGGUGCAGCAGAAUCUUCUCCACUGGUGUUAGAUGGGGUGGAUCUUAAGCUUCUAUCAAUCAAAAUUGAUGGCAAGGAACUGAAGAAAGAAGAAGAUUACCACCUGGAUGCACGCAAUCUGACAAUCUCAUCACCCCCAGGUACUGCAAGAUUCACUUUAGAGAUUGUUACAGAGAUAUAUCCUCAGAAAAACACAUCUCUGGAGGGACUCUACAUAUCUUCUGGAAAUUUUGUUACACAAUGUGAAGCUGAGGGUUUUCGGAAGAUCACAUAUUACCAGGAUCGCCCAGACAUCAUGGCUAAGUACACUUGCAGGGUUGAAGGCGACAAGGCACUAUAUCCGGUAUUGCUGUCGAACGGAAAUCUCGUGGAGGAAGGAGACCUCGAGGGUGGUAAGCAUUAUGCAGUUUGGGAGGAUCCACACAAGAAACCAUGCUACUUGUUCGCAUUGGUCGCCGGACAGUUGCAGAAUAGGGAUGGCGAUUUCGUCACUCGGUCGGGGCGGAAGGUGUCACUUAGGAUUUGGACAACUGCAGAGGAUCUACCAAAAACUGUUCAUGCCAUGUAUUCACUCAAAGCAGCUAUGAAGUGGGAUGAGGAUGUUUUCGGUCUUGAGUAUGACUUGGAUCUUUUCAACAUUGUGGCCGUUCCAGAUUUUAACAUGGGAGCCAUGGAGAACAAGAGUUUGAAUAUAUUCAAUUCGGUGAUGGUUUUGGCAUCACCUGAGACUGCUUUAGAUAGAGAUUAUGCUUCAAUUCUAGGGGUUAUCGGUCACGAGUAUUUCCAUAACUGGACUGGAAACAGGGUGACAUGUCGUGACUGGUUCCAGCUGAGUCUGAAGGAAGGUCUUACCGUCUUUCGGGAUCAGGAAUUCUCUUCUGACAUGGGAAGUCGUUCGGUCAAGAGGAUAGGAGAUGUUACGAUUCUGCGUAAGUAUCAGUUUCCAGAGGAUGCUGGUCCUAUGGCUCAUCCAGUACGACCACAUUCUUAUAUUAAGAUGGACAACUUCUACACCUCCACGGUUUAUGAAAAAGGAGCUGAAGUCGUCAGGAUGUAUAAAACUUUGUUGGGAAGUCAAGGUUUCAGAAGAGGGAUGGAUCUUUAUUUCAAGAGGCAUGAUGGCCAAGCUGUAACCUGUGAAGACUUCUAUGCUGCAAUGCGAGAUGCAAAUGAUGCUGACUUUGCAAAUUUCUUGCAAUGGUACUCUCAGGCAGGAACACCCACUGUGAAAGUCACAUCAUUCUACAACUCGGAAGCCAAGACAUACUCAUUGAAGUUCAGUCAAGAGGUGCCUCCUACUCCUGGCCAGGCAGUGAAAGAACCAAUGCUCAUACCUGUGGCAGUUGGUCUGCUUGACUCAAACGGAAAGGAUAUGCCUCUCACAUCCGUUUAUCAUGAUGGAAUCCUUCAGGCUGCUAGUAAAGAUGGGGAGCCAGCCUACACUACAGUACUUCGGAUAAAGAAUAAGGAAGAAGAAUUUGUGUUCUCUGAAAUAUCUGACCGCCCAGUUCCAUCUCUCUUGCGGGGAUAUAGUGCUCCUAUCCGCCUAGACUCUGAUCUUACUGAUACUGAUCUCUAUUUUCUUCUUGCUCAUGAUUCAGAUGAGUUUAAUCGGUGGGAGGCAGGGCAACUCUUGGCUAGAAAUUUGAUGCUUAGUUUAGUUGCUGAUUUCCAGCAAAACAAACCAUUGGCUCUGAAUGCAGACUUUGUGCAUGGGUUCAGAAGCAUACUGACCGAUAGUACCUUGGAUAAAGAAUUCAUUGCCAAGGCUAUUACUCUGCCCGGGGAAGGGGAAAUCAUGGACAUGAUGGAUAUUGCUGAUCCUGAUGCUGUUCAUGCUGUCCGGUCUUUCAUCAGGAAACAUCUUGCUACUGAACUCAAAACAGAAUUUCUCAAGACAGUGGAAAACAAUAGAAGCUCUGAUCCAUACGUCUUCGACCAUUCCAAUAUGUCAAGACGCACUUUGAAGAACAUCGCUCUUUCCUAUCUGGCUUCUCUUGAGGAUCCCAAGAUCACUGAACUUGCUCUGAAUGAGUACAGAACGGCUACAAACUUGACGGACCAGUUUGCAGCUCUAACAGCCUUGGUCCAAAACCCUGGUACAACGCGUGAUGAUGUUCUUGCUGAUUUCUAUUGCAAGUGGAAGCAUGACUAUUUGGUUGUAGAUAAAUGGUUUGGUCUUCAAGCCAUUUCAGACAUUCCUGGAAAUGUCGAGAAUGUGCGCAAGCUGCUAAUGCAUCCUGCCUUUGACUUGCGCAAUCCUAACAAGGUGCACUCGCUCAUUGGAGGAUUCUGUGCGUCACCAGUUAAUUUCCAUGCUAAGGAUGGAUCAGGCUACAAAUUCUUGGGAGAGAUUGUACUGCAACUUGACAAAUUAAACCCCCAGGGUGCCUCGCGUAUGGUGUCCUCCUUCUCGAGGUGGAGGCGUUACGAUGAGACUAGACAGGCGCUUGCUAAGGCACAACUGGAGAUGAUACUGUCAACUAAUGGGCUGUCUGAGAAUGUGUUUGAAAUAGCCUCAAAAAGCUUAGCAGGUUAGUUAUAUGUUUGGGUUCUCUCGUGUCCACAGAUUCAUCCGGGUUAAGUUUUGAAGUUUAUUUCUUAUGUGGAUUUUUGUUUAUUCGCUUAAGUAGAUAUUUAUAAGUAAUAUGAAACCUUAAAGAAACUUUGUUAGAAAAUAUACUUUUAGUUGUCUUUCAUUUAAUGAAAAAAGACUUGCGGUUCA
This is a messenger RNA of Papaver somniferum (opium poppy), 3539 nucleotides long. Its product is annotated as puromycin-sensitive aminopeptidase-like. Gene Ontology annotation, molecular function: zinc ion binding; metallopeptidase activity. The transcript has 5 exons. The coding region runs from base 678 to 3353 and encodes 891 amino acids. Gene Ontology annotation, cellular component: chloroplast. Lineage: Eukaryota; Viridiplantae; Streptophyta; Magnoliopsida; Ranunculales; Papaveraceae. The record is from RefSeq and is a predicted model, not a curated record. Gene Ontology annotation, biological process: proteolysis.